GAAACGAAAUCAGAGCGCAGGACCCCAUCUUGACUCCCCGCACAGCGCUCCUACGCCACCCCACUUUAUAUAUAUAUAUAUACUCUCUUAUCAAAUCAAAACACUAGACAACAAAAUCAAAUCACAGAGCCAUCAUCAAAAUUCGAACGUUAAUCGAAAACCCAGAAGAAGAAUUUGAAGAAUUUUUGAAGAAAUUGAAGGAUUUUGAAGAAGAAGAAGAAGAAGAAGAAGCAUGUCUUGCUCUGUUGCACUUUCAAACUCGCCUGUGUUCUCUCCUUCUAGGGUUUCUUCCUCUAUUUUCUGCAAACCCUCGCUGUCUUCUCCCGAAACGCUGUCGUCUUCGUCCUCAUCUUCUCCCUCUUCGCCUCUCAGGCUCCGGUUCCAGAAACCCUUAACUGGGCUGAGGCCGUUCACAGAUGGGUCGUCGUCUUCUUCCAUGACUUCUGCUUCCGCUUCGUUGUCUUCGCCUUCGGUUCUGAAGAGGAAGAGGCCCGCGAUGCUCGAUAUUCCCAUCGCUCCCCUGAGUUUUCCGGCUCCGCCAACGGGUGUUCUGAGGGACGUGGUGGAGGCUGAGGAAGAUGGGUAUUCUGUGUACUGUAAGAGAGGGAGGAGAGAAGCCAUGGAGGAUCGGUACUCGGCUGUUGUUGGUCUUCAGGGAGACCCCAAACAGGCAUUUUUUGGCAUUUUUGAUGGGCAUGGAGGUGCAAAAGCUGCCGAGUUUGCGGCAGAGAACAUGGACAAAAACAUUUUAGAUGAAGUAGGAGCAAGGGAUGAUGAGGAAAUUGAGGAGGCUGUUAAGAAGGGUUACCUAAACACAGACUCUCAAUUUCUAAAGGAAGAUCUUCGCGGUGGUUCAUGCUGUGUUACAGCUCUGAUCAGGAAUGGCAAUCUUGUCGUGUCCAAUGCCGGUGAUUGUCGUGCUGUAAUUAGCAGAGGAGGCACUGCAGAGGCCCUCACUUCCGACCACCGCCCUUCAAGGGAAGAUGAAAAGGACAGAAUUGAGAACCUGGGCGGCUAUGUUGAUUGUUGCCGUGGUGUUUGGAGAAUUCUGGGAUCUCUUGCUGUAUCAAGAGGAAUUGGUGAUCGGCAUCUUAAGCAAUGGGUUAUAGCAGAGCCUGAGACAAAAGUCCUUAGAAUUGAACCUGAACACGAGUUUUUAAUCCUAGCUUCUGAUGGCUUAUGGGACAAGGUUAAUAAUCAGGAAGCUGUUGAUAUUGCUCGCACUUUUUGCAUUGACACUGACGCGCCAGAACCAUUAUUUGCCUGUAAAAAGCUCACGGAGCUCUCUGCUUCGCGGGGCUCUGCUGAUGAUAUAAGCGUGAUGCUAAUCCAGUUGAGGCGCUAUGCUAAGGGAUAGAGGAACCCUAACCAAUAGUCUAGUUACAGUUUAGUUGCAGGCAUUCUUUCAUCUAACAGUCCAAAAGAAAAAGAUUAUGAUUGUGAUGAUGAUGAUGAUAUGAAAAGGGGAUAUGAUUAUGAAGGGAAGAACUUGACCUAGUUUAAUUAUUUUACCAUUUUUUACAGGGAUUUUUUCCCCCGUGUAUUUAGGAACUUAGAAGAUUAUUGAACAGAGGCAUUCUUGUAUUGAUUUUGAAAUAAACUAAUAUAGCUUUCCAAUGA
Molecule: messenger RNA, 1620 nt
Organism: Malania oleifera
Lineage: Eukaryota; Viridiplantae; Streptophyta; Magnoliopsida; Santalales; Ximeniaceae
Product: probable protein phosphatase 2C 25
Exons: 4
Coding region: 233-1357 (374 amino acids)
Biological process (GO): protein dephosphorylation
Molecular function (GO): cation binding; protein serine/threonine phosphatase activity
Source: RefSeq, a predicted model, not a curated record